This is a messenger RNA of Plasmodium reichenowi, 795 nucleotides long. RefSeq names its product putative exported protein. The coding region runs from base 1 to 795 and encodes 264 amino acids. The record is from RefSeq and is a predicted model, not a curated record. NCBI's taxonomy places the organism in Eukaryota, Apicomplexa, Aconoidasida, Haemosporida, Plasmodiidae. The transcript has 2 exons.
AUGGAAAAGUUUAGUAAUUUACAUGUUGGUACAAUAUUUUACAGAAAUGUAAAAUGCAUAUUAGAAUUAUUUGGUAUUCUUUUACAUUGUUUAAAUUUGAAAAAGAACUGUAAAGAAAAUAUGAAAAUAUCAAAUAAGAAAUAUUUUAUUUUCAAGAGUUUUGCUGUAUUUUUAUUUAUAUGCUUUUUGAAUAAUCUUAAAGAGUUUAAAACAGCAGAAUAUUUGAAUAGAAGAAAUAUUCAUAAUGGAGAAAUAGAAAUACAUAUACGUAGAUUAUUAUGCGAAGUGGAAACUUUAGAUGAUUAUAAUAAUACACCAGUUUAUGAAGAAUUAUCAGAAGAUAAUGAUUCGGAUGAAGAAGAAUAUGAAAAUGAUGAUGCACCAAUUUUUGAUGAUUACUAUACGAAAUUUUUUUGGAAUAUUAAUUAUCUUCCUGGUAAUAUUCAUAAAAAGAAAAAUUGUUUUCCUAAAUUACUUACAAGUCUUGAUAGAAGAAUUGAAUUAGAAAUUAUGAAUCUAAUGAAAACUAAAAAUGAAAGUAACUACUUUAUGUUAAAAUCAGAACCUAAAAUGAGAAAAAUUAAAAGAUAUUUCGAUAGGUAUAAAGUAUUAUUUCCUAUACUUAUAGGACUUAUUACUGCAAUAAUUAUUGUUUCUAAGGGAAGUGGUGUAUUGGCACUUAUACCUAUAAGUUUAAUUAUUGCGUAUAGUUUUUAUUUAAAGAAAAAAUACAAGAAAUGCAAAUAUAUUAGUGAUUCAUUUGCUGCCUAUAAAAUACCUGAAAAUUUUGUGUAA